Molecule: messenger RNA, 702 nt
Organism: Selaginella moellendorffii
Lineage: Eukaryota; Viridiplantae; Streptophyta; Lycopodiopsida; Selaginellales; Selaginellaceae
Product: PITH domain-containing protein At3g04780
Exons: 8
Coding region: 78-632 (184 amino acids)
Source: RefSeq, a predicted model, not a curated record
GGCUGACAUCACUACAACAAUGUAGAGCGUUGAUUCUCUAGAUUCGACAUUUAGGGUUUGGGUAGAGGAGCGAAUCCAUGGCGGCAGCAGUGAGCGUAGCCGCGACGCCAGUUCCUUCGACGAUCGCCGGGCCUGCGGAUCUCGUGGAAUUCGUGGACUGGUCCAUGGUAGAAUGCCUAAACGAGAGCGCAAAUCACACGCACGCGAACGCGCUCAAGAAGGCAUACAGAGAGGACGACGAAUUGUAUCUCGAGAGUGAUACCGACGAGCAGCUGCUGCUCUACAUUCCUUUCAAUCAGGUCGUGAAGCUCCAUUCGGUGAUGAUCAAAGCCCCUGCCGACGAAGGACCAAAGACGGUCAGGCUCUUUGCCAAUCGCCAAAACAUGGGUUUCAGUAAUGUUGGGGAUUUUCCUCCAAACGAUGUGAUCACUCUGACCCCUGAGCAUUUAAAGGGAAAGCCAGUGCUGCUCAAGUACGUGAAAUUCCAAAACGUUCGAAGCGUGACAGUCUUUAUUGAAGACAACCAGAGCGGUGGAGAAGUGACCAAGCUGCAAAGGAUUUCACUGAUAGGAAGCACCGUCGAGACCACGAACAUGAGCGAGCUCAAGAAAAUAAACAACGAGAACCAAUGACCAUUCAUCAUUUAAUUUCUGUACAUCGCGCUGCUAGCAAUUUUUCAAAUAAGUCGUGAGUUCUUUCUUC